CAAACGCUAGCGGUCGCGGUUCAGAUCGAGCCAAUUUAGCUCGCACGGGAAGCCAGAACGGGUUGAAUCGGCUGUGACUGGAUUCGUGUUUGAAUCUGGCCAGAAAAAAACAUUUGUGCAAACGAAGCCGAUGAAAGCUGUAACCAAAAUCAGCUACGAUGCCGCGCAAGCUGCUUAAAUUCCUCAUCAUCUUCGACAACACCUCCUUACUGUACUUUCCGGGCCAGUUUCUCUCUGGAAGAGUUCUAAUCGAGUUACAGGAUGAGACUCCGGCCUUGGGCCUCCACUUCCAUGUGGUGGGCGAGGGAGUGGUUCGUAACGGGCGACGGCAAGAGCGGACGUACGACAAGGAGAACUAUAUAGACUUCCGAAUGCGGCUCCUGGGUGACGUGGACCAGGGUGGUCCAGCCAUACUCUCGCCGGGAAUACACAGUUUUCCUUUUAAACUUGGUCUGCCGCUGGGUCUGCCAUCCACAUUCCUGGGUCGCUACGGCUGGAUCCAGUUCUACUGUAAGGCGGCGCUACGGGAAAACAACGGCAUUAUCCACAAGAACCAUCAGGUCUUCAUCGUGAUGAAUCCCAUCGACCUAAAUUUAGAGAAACCAAUUUUAGCCCAACCGUUCACCUGCGAAGUGGAGCACAAACUGGGAGUUGUCUGCGUGGGCGGAGGUCAGAUCAAGUGCAGAGUGUCCCUAGACCGCGGUGGGUAUGUACCUGGCGAGAAUAUUCUGGUCACCGCCUUCAUUUCCAACUACAGCAAUGUGUCCAUCAAGCGGACCAAAGCGUCCCUUACCGAGACAAUUGAGUAUUUGGCACGUGGAAAGGUAGUUCAGACGGAGAAGCGGGAGCUGGCUGUCCUAGUGCGCGGAAAGAUUCGUCCGGGGGGAAAGGACGAGUGGCACAACGAGCUUUACGUACCGCCCUUACCGCCGACCAACCUUCACGGCUGCCAUCUUAUCAAGAUAUCAUACGACGUCUUCUUCGUCAUCGAACCCAAGUCCAUGGAGAAGGAAAUCAAGCUGCAACUUCCCAUCGUGCUGGCCACGUACCCAUUCCGUCACUCUGGGGAUACUGCAAAUGCCAACACAUGGCCGGAGUCGGUGCUCAAACCGGACACACACACUCACUAUCCGUCAACCCUGCCCAUAUUCAGACCGUGGCUACACGAAAAGCCCAACGAAGCAUAGCCUCUGGCCUGCUGGCCCAUUGUACAACAUAGUUUUGUUAACAACGAUUUGCGCCAUACCCUAAUUUAAUCUUAUUUAACUCGUACGUACUGUUUCUAAUAUGUUUUCCACUUGCAACAGUGGGUUACCUUUAUUUGGACAUUUCAUGAUUAAACAAUGUUAAUAAUCGA
Molecule: messenger RNA, 1357 nt
Organism: Drosophila eugracilis
Lineage: Eukaryota; Metazoa; Arthropoda; Insecta; Diptera; Drosophilidae
Gene: Vdup1
Product: arrestin domain-containing protein 4
Exons: 4
Coding region: 159-1187 (342 amino acids)
Biological process (GO): protein transport
Cellular component (GO): cytoplasm
Source: RefSeq, a predicted model, not a curated record